This is a messenger RNA of Aspergillus ibericus CBS 121593, 1070 nucleotides long. Its product is annotated as cupin domain-containing protein. Bases 412 to 951 code for a protein of 179 amino acids. The transcript has a single exon. Lineage: Eukaryota; Fungi; Ascomycota; Eurotiomycetes; Eurotiales; Aspergillaceae. The record is from RefSeq and is a predicted model, not a curated record.
GACUCUUUCAACCCAGCGUCAUCUCUUCAUCAGCUUCCAGUGUGGGUGUUCGAUUUCCCCCUAUUUCCAACACUCUUUGGGUAGGCCGGCACGGGACCCGACCCUUGGAACAGCGCUACGUAAGUACAUACCUCUGCACAGCCAACCCCGAGCUGACUGGCGCAUCCCCCGAACCGUUGGAGACGUAUCCUCUGCGCUCCGGGUAGCGUAAGGUGACAUGUCUACUGCGCGAAGACCAGGCCGUACAGCAGGUGGCAUCAUUGACCAUCACAAGGCCGAUUUACUCACUGACACGGAUGACGUCAUGUCUGCGCUUUCUGAACCCGGCCGUUGAACCCUUAAAGCGCCUUCAGUUCCGGCUCCUUCAGUGAGACACACAGCGUCGGACUCCGGAUCGGAAUCAGUCAAAUUAUGUCGUUCAAGCCUCCCUCCGAGAUCUCAGUCACAUCUCGCCAGAUCCCCAAAUGGGGCGGAAUCCCUAACACCUCCGUCCAGUCUAAGCCACUCAUGAUCUACCACAAAGCUUUUAACGCGUCCGCUAGGGACCUCGCGACGCACCUAGAGGAGAUUGGCGAGGUCAGGCCACAGUGGGUCUAUUCCAUGUACAGCCAAACGCACUUCCACAGCACCACUCACGAGGUCCUGGGAGUGGUUUCCGGCCGUGCACGACUUUGCUUCGGUGGAGAAACGAACCCCGACCGUUUCGAGCCGACCGUCGAAAAAGGCGAUCUGAUCAUCGUGCCCGCCGGCGUCGGCCACCGGCUCCUGGAAGACCUUGGUACCGGCCACGAUUCCUUCCUGAUGGUCGGCGCGUACCCACCCCAGAAACAGUGGGAUAUGUGCUACGGCGAUUCAAGGGAGGAAAACAAGGUUUCCAGGAACAUUCAGGAGCUGGGUUGGUUCCACAGCGAUCCCUUGUAUGGCACAGACGGGCCUGUGCUGCAGGUCUAGGUAAAUCCCGUGAUGAUUCGGGUAGUAGCGGCCGUGCAUUCUUUACCAUAAAUGCUCCUUUGUACAUGAUUAUCGUAUAUGCACAGCGAUCGUGUUAAUUCCAAAAAGCCAGAGUUUCC